AGAGGAAGAACACAAGGAGUAAAAUGGCUACAGCUAGUGCUAGCUAGCUGUUUUAGAUCGAAAAAUGUUGCGCUAUCGAUCAGUUUGAUAUUUAUGCCAUCUAUGCAGCGUUCAGGCAGAGAGAAAAAAAAACAUAAACUGAUUAUUUAAAGGAUCUGGCCAGAAAAAAAGCACUUGUGUAUGUUGUUGAAGUGAUUAAGGGGGUCGUUUUUCAAAAGCCUGUGUGUUUGUGUAGUGGUUCGUGUAUCAUCUGGUCAGCUGUCCGUCAGUUAAACGUCAGUGAAGAUUGUGGGAAACUGCAGCCAUGGCAGCUCCUGUGAACAUCCAGGCCCCCAGUAAGACCUGGGAGCUCAGUCUGUAUGAGCUGCACAGGAGCCCUCAGGAGGCCAUUGUGGACGGGACGGAGGUGGCGGUGUCUCCUCGCUCUCUGCACAGUGAACUGAUGUGCCCCAUCUGUCUGGACAUGCUGAAAAACACCAUGACCACUAAAGAGUGUCUGCACCGCUUCUGCUCGGACUGCAUCGUCACUGCGCUGCGUUCUGGGAACAAGGAGUGUCCGACCUGCAGGAAGAAACUGGUCUCCCGACGCUCCUUACGCAGAGAUUCGAACUUCGACGCCUUGAUCUCAAAGAUUUACCCGAGUCGUGACGAGUACGAGGCCCAUCAGCGCAGCGUCCUGGAGCGGCUCAACAGGCUGCACAACAAAGAGGCGCUGAGCUCCAGUAUCGAGGAGGGGCUCCGCCAGCAGGCUCGCUACAGGUCUGAGAGGAACCACCGGGUGAAGAAGCCCACUCAGGAGAGCGACAACACCACCUUCAGCGGCGGGGAGGAUAACGGCGACUCGCGCUCGCACCUGUCCCAUGACUCGGCCCCGUCAAACACCCCCCACCCCCGCGGCCAGACCCCCCCAGAGGCCGGGCCGAGCCGCAAGCGGCGGCGCGCCUCCGACGACGGGUCCGGGCCCGAGGCGGACAGCGGGAGCCCCACCCCCCCUCUGAGACGCCAUAAAGAGGGGCCGGGCUCAGAGAUCGAGCUGGUGUUCAGGCCACACCCGCAGCUGGUCCAGGCCCAGGACUACAACCAGACCAGAUUUGUGAAGACGACGGCCAACGCCACCGUGGACCACCUGUCGAAAUACCUCGCCCUGCGCAUCGCCCUCGAAGACCGACGGCCCGACGGGGAAGAGGACGACAGAGGGAGAGAGGAGGCAGGAAAAGAGGAGAGGGGAGCAGAGGGAGGAGGGGAUGCUGGCGGAACGUCUAGAGGCGGAGACGGGACGAGUCUGAGCAACAUCAGCGAGAAGCAGUACACCAUUUACAUCACGACGAGGGGAGGACAGUUCUCUACACUCAAUGGCUCUUUGACUCUGGAGCUGGUCAACGAGAAAUACUGGAAGGUCAGGAAGCCUUUAGAGCUGUACUACGCCCCCACAAAGGAGCAGCAGCAACCACAGGCCCCCCCCCAGCAGCCUCCCCAGCAGAAGUCCCCCUCCUCUCAGAAGGAGGGAUGAGGAGCAGCAGGGGGCUGUUUUUCUCCUCAUGUUUAUAAUCCCAAACAGGAAUUAUCAGCAUUUUAUUGUCCUUUUUGUAAUAAAAUAGCAUUAAGAUGGAAUAAUCUAAACUGCAUUUAUAGACUGAUUGGAUUUUUUCCUUUUUUUGGUGGAACAGAUUAAGUUUGACCUCAGUUUAUCUACAAUUAAAACAAACAGAACAGAGUAAUCGAAGAGAACCCAACAAACCACAGACCCACCUAUUGCGAGCGGGGGGGUGGACAUUCCUAACCCUGUGCGGAAAAAUGAAGCCUGCAUUUACAAACCGAUGUCCAAACCUGGCUUCCUGUCUGCUCUGCGCUCCUCUGUUUAUUCAACAACCUCAAUGAAGUGUAAACUGUUUAAGUUGCAGCUCUACCAGAAAAAUAAUGCGUUACAAAACAGUGUACAAACAAUUCAAAUGUUUGUUUUUCAAGAUUUGUGACAGCCAGCAUUCCUCCUAUGAAACAUUGGACUCCCUUGAACUGUUUUUUUCAAAAAUUGUUGGGAUUUUUUGUUCAAACACUUAACUUUUUUCCAUAAUGACUUAUUUAUUUGGUGUAAAUAUAUUAAUUGUGACUUAAUUUAGCUUUCCUAUUUCAUACUCUUGGCAUAAAGAACUGUGGAUAAAGAACUGACUGCAGGUGAGCAGAAAUGAAUAAAAAAUAAAAACGCUGGUGGCAUUCAUGUGACUUAAAACCCCUUCUUGCAAUAUCCUUGAAAAACAGAUCAAAAUGAGACUCAUCUGUCAUUUUUC
Menidia menidia (Atlantic silverside) is the source of this 2285-nucleotide messenger RNA. NCBI's taxonomy places the organism in Eukaryota, Metazoa, Chordata, Actinopteri, Atheriniformes, Atherinopsidae. The record is from the annotation of a GenBank genome assembly.